Messenger RNA from Xenopus tropicalis (tropical clawed frog), 6149 nucleotides. RefSeq names its product kinesin-like protein KIN-14R. Gene Ontology annotation, cellular component: cytoskeleton. Gene Ontology annotation, molecular function: ATP binding; nucleotide binding; microtubule motor activity. The record is from RefSeq and is a predicted model, not a curated record. The transcript has 14 exons. Bases 1537 to 3831 code for a protein of 764 amino acids. Lineage: Eukaryota; Metazoa; Chordata; Amphibia; Anura; Pipidae. Gene Ontology annotation, biological process: microtubule-based movement.
GUUAAAAUUCCACGACUUUUUUGUGGGUUUCGUUAACUUCCACGAAAAAGUUGUAUCUUUCACAAAGACAUUUCUGAAUUCAUUCAAGUUUUGGAAUCAUUACUAUCUUUUGGCCAGGUUGGAUCUGUAGAGUGCCAUUGAGUCCUAUGGGAGCUGUUUAUGAACGUUCAGAUCCGAAAAUGUUUUGACUUUGGAACGCAACCACAAUAUUUUCAUACGACAGAUAAAAGAAUUUUUAUGACAUUUUCAAAUAUCAGAAAUUAUCGUGGUUACUCCAAAUUUUUUGCAUAUUGUGAUUUUAACCUCUAAAAAAUUGUGAAUGGGCCUCUUAGUGGGGCCUUACCCUAAUUACCAUGCAGCCUCCAAGAACACUGGUUUCCUCCCACAUCCCAAAAAUACACAGGUGUGUUAACUGACUCCUGAUAAUAGUAUGUGUGAAGUUAAUAGGACCUUAGAUUGUAAGUUCCACUGGGAAAACAACGAAUAUGAAUGAUGUAUAAUUUCUGUAAAGCACUGUGAAAUAUGUAGGUGUGAUAUAAACAAUAAAUAAUCAGUUACAGGCUCCAAUUAAGCAAAAUAUAAAGAUUAGGCUAAUGUCCCCGAUGCGUUGUGUUUAGUUAAUAAGCAUGGCAUCUUGCAUGUUUUGUGAGCCCUGGUAAAUGGCAGAGCGGAUUUCUUUGCCAGCAGAUAGAGCACCAUUAGACAUUAGCUUUAUAGUUUCAUCUUUAACAUACUAAAAGUUAAUGUAAAGUUGAGCCUCCCCUUUAAUCCAAAAGCACACAUACACACAUCAGUAACAAAAAACUGCAUAUUAUCUUAUGGCAACUAUACACAGACCUUCCAGGUAUGGUCUCUUCCUGAUAGGGUAUAAGGGGCCAUGUACAAUAUGGGCACUUUUCUAUUGUUCCAGUCGAUCGGAACAGCACUUCACUUUCUCAUCUGCUAAUGCGCCAUGCACCCACCUACAUGGUCCAUCGACAGAGCAAAUUGUGAAACAUGCACAGUCCUCAGACCGACUGGUACCAACAGUUCAUGGAUAUUGGUGAAGAUCAAUGGGUAUAGCUAGCAUUAAAAUACUACUGUCUACAAGGCAUGCAUGGGUAGAUACUUCUUUCAAACAAUAUUUUUUAUAUGUAAAAUAAACUUUUUUACAAUAUCUGUGCCACAGAGAUGGGCUUUAUGAAAGCAUUCAUGGUGCUUUAUCUUGCAUACAGGCAUACAGCAAUCAGAUAUUUCUCUAUUCAAACAGUUCAGCUGUGUAACUUCAGGGCGGAGCAAAGCUGCUAACAAAGUUUUCCUCCAGCUCUAGGCAACCAGGUAGCCCUGGAGGCAGCUUAUUUAUUGUCAGAUACAUAAAGAGUCACCAGACAGCUUACAUACCUAUAGACUUAUAGCAAGACAUGUUAAUAUAGUUUUAUUUUAGCUACUUUGCAUUGAUUCCUCACAUCAUUAACCUGAUAAGCAUAUAAACUGAGAAAGGCAACGUUGAUACAUUUCAGAGUUUCAAGACAUACCCUGCUGCAAGUUUUAAGGCAAAUGGGUUCUGGGGCAUCUAGCAGCCAUACAGCUGAGAGACACAAAGCAAAAGAUAAUGAGGAAAAGGCCAUUACACAAAAUGGUUCUGCUUCCACCCUGCCGGCUAACAGUUCAAUUGGAAGGCAGAUGGGACAAUCAAACUUGGAAGAUGAGGAGAUAGCAGAAGACAUUGAGCAGAUGGUGCAACGUUUUAAUAAGUCUCCAGAGACAACAGAGGUCGUUACUGGAAUGCAGAGCACACUGGAUACAGAAGACGUGUCGCUGACCUUUGAGAGCUUUCUUCACAGAAAUGGAACACUUUAUACAUGUUUCACUCAAAAUGGCACAAGAAUGUAUUUUGAUGAUGAAAAGGGUAUUGUGCCAUUUCCUCAAGAACUUUACAGCGAGGGGAACUUUAUUAACACACAAAACAAGACACCUAAAAAAUCUGAUGGCAUCAAGCAAGAUAUUAAUGGCAUCCCAAGCUAUUUGGAAAAUGAGCGUACAAGUUCUUUCUACAUACCUGGAAAGGGAAUGGUUAUGACAUAUAUUUUUGAGGAAAGAACCAAUGUUUGCAGGUAUUUUGACAGUGAAUCAGGGGCUUGGCUUAUUUUGCCAUUAUUGUGGGAGAUGAACCAAGAUUUUACCACACGUCGCGUGCAGCAAGUGAAGGAAGCUUUACCUGCACUAACAGAUUACAGAGAGAUUAUGGCAGCUCUACGGCUCUGUAAUUAUGAUCCCGAUGAAGUCAUUUCUGUAUUUUAUGCUAUAUUUGGUGAUAGCCUUGAGAAUUCCACAUCAGAACAUCAAAAUUUUGAGCAAAUGUUUUUGCAUCGGGAUAUACAAGAAAAUAAGAAAAUCAUUGAAAAUUUAAAUAAAAAGCUGCAGAGUCAGGACAGAGAACUGGUCAAUCUUCAGUUAAAAUGCCAGUACCUAGAAGAAGAAAAGGGUAAGCUAAUCGAUCGCGCUGAGAACAUGUCUAAAAAACUGGCAGAGCUGCAAGCAGAACAUGAAAUACAUCAGCAAGAAGCAGCCCGAGCAGGAAAGUCACAGACUCAGUCUGAGAGCAAGGAAAAGGCAGUUUUACCUUUGAAAAAGGAAGCAUUAUUAAACAUUUUGCAAGAAUCUCGUGAACUUAAUGUCUGUAAUAACCAGUUAAGAGUUGUUACUAAAAAUGCCUUGUCUGAGAUUGGACUACAACUAAGGCACCUUCAGAACACAACAGAGAACAUGAACAGGUCAAACAAAGAAGUUGAGGAAAUACGUGCUCUCUAUCAACGGGAAUGUCUAGAGCGAAAGAUGCUGUAUAACCAACUUCAAGAACUUCGAGGAAAUAUUCGUGUUUUUUGUCGUUGUAGAAGAGAUGACAAUAAGGGUGAUCAUCUAGAAUUCCUUUCUGGUGAAGACAUUCUAAUUAAUAAUAAUGGAAACAAGAAAAAGUUUAGGUUUGACCAGGUGUUCUUGCCACAGUGCUCUCAAGAAGAUGUCUUUGAAGGGACACUACCAAUUAUCAAGUCUUGUGUAGAUGGCUACAAUGUUUGCAUUUUGGCCUAUGGGCAGACAGGUUCUGGUAAGACAUACACCAUGAUGGGUCCAGAGCAGAAACCUGGAGUUAAUAUCAGAUCUGUCAAAGAACUGAUACGAAUUUGUCAGGAACGGGAGAAUAUUCGCUAUACCACUAAGAUUUCAAUGCUGGAGAUUUACAAUGAAACUCUUCGGGAUCUUCUUGUACAAAAUGGCAACACUCAACUGGAGAUUAGAUCGCAAGGAAAAAUGGUAACAGUUCCGGGCUUGAAAGAAAUUGAGGUCCAAACAGAAGAAGACAUCAGAAAAACCAUAUCUCUUGGUGAGAAAAAUAGAACAGUGGCAUCAACUAAAAUGAACACAGAAAGCUCCCGCUCCCAUCUGAUGGUUAUCUUGCACAUAAAUGGUGUGGACAGCAUCUCUGGGGUUGUGUCUACUGCAACACUGACACUUUGUGACCUAGCUGGAUCAGAACGCAUAUCUAAAACUGAAGCUACAGGACAGAGGUUGAUGGAGGCAGCAGCAAUCAAUAAAUCUUUGACUGCACUGGGACAGGUCUUUACAGCACUAAAGAACAACUCGUUGCACGUACCCUACCGAAACUCUAAACUUACACAUCUACUUCAGCCGUCACUUAGUGGUCAAGCUAAGGCGUGUGUAUUUGUGAAUAUUAGUCCCGACAUAAAAGAUAUUGGAGAAACAAUAAGCACCCUUCAGUUUGGCUCAUCCAUUCAGCAAAUAGCACUUGGCAAGCCUACACAACACACAACCAAUGUUACACAUGGACCAUGACUGCAAGAUGGAAAAAGUUAAAGUAAAAAUAUCAGCAACAAUACUGUCUAUUUAAUUUUAGUCAUAUCAGAUUAUUGUAUGUAUAUUUAUGCUUUAAGCAACUCAAGCUGUAAAACUUAUAUAAUAUAUUAGUGUUGGCAUUGGUAGGGCACUUACUAUCAAAGGACAAAUUUGUCCUAGUGCAGUAACCCAAAGAAAUGAAGAUUUCAAUACUGUACAUGCAGUAAACUGAAGAGAAAUUACAGAUUGAUGGUUGCUACACAGUGUUCGUAAUCACAGUGCCCCUAGAGUUGGAUGUUAAUUUGCUCAUAUUAACAUACACAAAACAGUACUGCUAAUUUUACAUAAAUUCCAGGUGAAAGCCUACUGCUUCAGAAGUACAGUCACGUAUUAAUGCCUGAGUAGUAUACAGAGAACUACUGUUUUUUAUAUGUUUUAUCAAUAGGUGUACGGAAAGAAUCCAUUAUCUGGAAACCUGUUAUCCAAAAAAGCUUCGAAUUACAGGGAGGCCAUCUCGCAUAGACUCCAUUUUAAUCAAAUAAUUCAAAUUUGUAAAAAUUAUUUCUUUUUUCUCUGUAAUAAUAAAACAAUGUACUUAAUCCCAACUAAGAUAUGAAUUAAUCCUUUCUGGAGGCAAAACUUUCCUAUUGGGUUUAUUUAAUGCUUAACUGAUUUUCUUUAGACUUAAGAUAUGGAGAUCCAAAUUACAGAAAGAUCCCAUGUCCAGAAAACUCCAGGCCCUGAGCAUUCUGGAUAACAGGUCCCAAACCUGUAUAGAAUAAUAUAGCACGUGGAAACAUGCAUAUUUCUUUGUACCAGAACAAAUAGUGGGGGGAAACCAUUGUUCUGCAAAGUAAAAAUUACAAAGAUAAAAAAAAGACUUCAGAGAAUUAUAUUAGUAUAUUUAGCGUCUUUGGGUUUGAGCAUACAAUAGCUGAUUUAAUACACUGGUCUGUUUUAGAGCUUCAAGACUGGAAAGAUCCUCUCCAAUAACAGGAAUGUUGUCAUGCUGCUGCUGCUCCUCUGCUAUGUCUCCUUCACUGUCAGACAAGGUGCACAGGAGAGAAUCAUUUUCAUAUGUGGGGAAGUAGUACCUGCAAAUUAGAGACAAUUAUAUAACAGUUACAAUCAGUGGAACUAAAUAACAAUCACAAUAUCUUUAAUCUUUCAAUCAAGAUACAAUUGACAUGUAAAAUACAUGCAAAUAUUUAUUCAUUUUCCAUAUUUCAAUGAAAUGCACAUUAAUAAAACAAAUGCUGGGGGUAAACAAUACACACGCAAAUAGGAAAUAAAUGGCACCCAUAUGUGUGCAAUUCACAUUGCUUUUGCAAAGUGCAAAGCACAGGGCUCAACACAUGCCUUGAACGGGUGGUAAAAACAGGGCUCCCAUGUGUAGGAUGGCAAACUUUUAGGGACAGCAUGUUGUCUGUGGACCUCAUAUAAAACAGAGACUAGGCUCCCCAUCCUAAGGAUAUACCUUGUAUAAAAGAAGCCCUGCUAAUAGUUGUGACCAUAAAAACACACAGCGCAAUGGUGUAGUAGUCUCCUUGUGUCUGGAAGAUACCCAGUACUGCAGGCAAAAAGAAGAAAAAUCUGCCCUAGGAACAGUUGGGUUUAGAGAUUUAAAAAAGUAGAAACUGAAUUGGUAAAUAUUAAUGUAAGAACCAAAAGAGGCAUUAAACAGAUGGAAACCAGCGGGUGUUGGAAGAGUGGAUAGCGGCCAAGAUAAAUCAGAAGGAGUUGUGAUACAAGGGCAGCAAUACUAUGAAAUAAGAAGAUUAUAAGCAUCAUGAAACAUUAUUAAGAUCAAGGAUGACAGACUGUAGGUGGAAAACAAAUAGGAAUUGGUAAUGAAACCUCAACAGAGUAGUAAAAUAUCAUGUUAUACAUUGUCAGUCUUUUCUAUGAACUAGGUUUCAUAAGCAUCAUAAAAUAUUGUUAGGCAGUGUUAAAAAGGAUGAUAGACUGUAAGUGGCAAAAGAAUGGAUAAUAAAACCUCAGUGAAAGAUUACAGCUUGGCAGAGGGUCACCUCCUUUCUUUGUCAGGAUACAGAACAGAAAGCCCAAAAACAUUGUUUCAAUGUAUGCUUCUUGUUUUACUAUGUACAUCGAUCUAAAUGUGCAUGCUGCUUAGACUGAUGAGGGAGACACAUGCCAAAAACAAAGUAAAGAAGGCAGUAAUAAAAGUAUAAAAAUGUAGUUCUAAGUAGGCCAGAUUGCAGAGUCUCAUUAAACAGAGUUGAAUAAUAUAUGUAAAAGCCCCAAAAUUGAAAUCAAACACUGUUCUGACUUGUACAUGAAAUAAAUUUGAAAAUGUA